Falco peregrinus (peregrine falcon) is the source of this 1638-nucleotide messenger RNA. It is a transcript of the gene TRIM14, whose product is annotated as tripartite motif containing 14. Gene Ontology annotation, biological process: innate immune response. The record is from RefSeq and is a predicted model, not a curated record. Gene Ontology annotation, molecular function: protein binding. Lineage: Eukaryota; Metazoa; Chordata; Aves; Falconiformes; Falconidae.
AUGUACACGGCUGCAUGCCCCCAUGCCCCAGGUGUCGCCGAGGCCUGGGGCUGCGGCUGUGCGUCCCCACAGUUCUGCCAGGACUGUGGGCCCUGUGUCUGUGCCCUCUGCGGGGCCCUGGGCCUGCACCGCGUCCACCUCCUGCCCCACGCCGUCUGCCACAAGCAGAUGAGUGUUGCCAAGGGCUGCGGGCCAUGCGGCAGUGGCAGGCCUGGCCCGGCCAGUCGGGCCCACCUGCCUGUGGCCUGGCUUUGUGUUGUUAGCCAGUGGCUGUGGAGCUUGGCGUUUGUUGUCACAGCGGUUUUGAGGGCUGUGGCAAAGCUCAUGGCAUUGUGCUUGAAGGAUCUAGAAGAGAUAAAAGAGCAAGAAGCUGGUAACCGAUGAAGUGUAGAGCAGGCUGCUAAUGAUCUGAAGGCAUGUGCCAUUAUGAGCAAAACGCAGCUGUCAGACAAAGUGACUGAGCUCCUGUUACUUCUUCAGGAAGAGGAGAGUCUCACAAAAAACUUAAUUGAUGGAAAGACUCAGGAAGCCCCGGAAGCACAUGAUCAGCAGUUGGAGUCCUGUCGACAAAAGCUUGUAGCCCUAGAGACUUUCUCACAUCGAAUCAGACAAAUACAAUAGCACAGUGAUCCUGUUCGGUUGCUGGAGCAAUGCACAGAAAUCGAGAAGGAAAUGCAGGAGCCCAGGUACCUGUUGGAACAAUGGCAUCCAAUACCUCUCUCAUUUGAGCACAUACUUGAGCACUUUGUGACAUUUAUUCAGUCCAUUCUACAGAAACCACUGGAAGCCUGGCUUAAGGCAAGGAGUUUCCUAAGGAGACACAUUGCCACAAAGCCAGAUAACCAUGGGGAAACUUUGCCACUUGUUGAGUUAGCAGGGCAACACACCAGCCAUCACAUUUCACUGAACUACUUUUUAAUAAUCCCUUUCCUGAGAGUUGCCACCAAGAACGACAUUUUCAGUAGCCUUAAUGCCACUGCAAAGAAGGAGCCUGGAACGGUGUUGAAAACCAUGUCUUCUGUUGAUUGGUUGCUUUUCUUAAAACAUGCAAGAUCACCAACCUGGGAAUAUGACAGCCUUCAUCCAAGGCUGACAUUGUCUGAUGACGGUCUUGUAUUAAGCUGUAACCGGAGGAGGGUACUUUACCCUUGUGGUCCCCAGAGAUUCGAUAAAUUAUGGCAAGUGCUAGGGAGAGACGCAUUCCUCUCCAGAAGCCAUUACUGGGAAGCUGAUGUGCUUCACGCUGGAGCAGGAUAGUGGAUUGGCACAGCCUACCCUUCCACUGGCAGGAAAGGAGAUGAAACCUGUCAGCUGGGCUGGAAUAGAGCACCUUGGUGCCUUAAGAAAUUUGAUUUUGAAUACUGGGCAUUUCACAAGGGGGAGAGAAUCCCUAUCUCGAUAGAAGAUGAUCCUGAUCACAUUGGCAUUUUUCUGGAUUAUGAAGCAGGAAUCCUUUCAUUCUACAAUGUUACUGAUGGCGUGGCUCACUUGCACACCUGCUGCGAGUUUACAGAACCAGUUUACCCAGCCUUGAGGCUCUGGGAAGCGUCCAUUGGAAUAUGCAAACUAACAUUAAGGAUGUUAGUUUGCAAACAGCAAAAGCAAAAUAAAGCCUUCUAUUUCAUGCUUUGUCUAUGA